AUAUUUGUGUACUGAUUUCUGAGCUGUACUCGAUUCUACACAAAUCUUAUUUGGAAGCCCAAGCCCAAAAUUAAAGUCAGAGCCUACGCAUUCGACAAGAAAACAAUCAAAACGCUACAAAUAGGAAGCUGCCUUAACAAAAAGGGAGCUGCCAACUUGCAUUUUACGCAUUUGCGUUUCGUUUGUUCCACUCUUGUGCCAGCCGUAGCCCACGCCCACAUUUGUGGCGUGUGCAACCAGAAGCCGUCAAGACGACUUACUCGAUAAUGAAAAUGAGCUCGCCCAGGAUCAUGCAGCAGAAACGGAGUAGCAAAUCCUCCAAUUCGUCGCGGGUCUCAAUGACGACCUCGACGGCGGAGGAGAAUCUCAUCGAGUCGAAGCUCUUUAGCUGGAUGCGGCUCUUCCGCUUCGCCUCGCUGCUCUGCCGCGCUGAGUAACGGGAGUUAGUCCUUCUAUAAGAUACCCGUACACCCCAACCCCCACCCCAACUCCAUUAAAAGCCCCCGCAAAUAUUAAGAGAAAUGCAUACAAAAGAUAAAGAUACCGAUACUCGAACUAGUUGCCGCUUUUCAGUCAAGUUUUCCUAUACUUAUGUAUGUAUGUACUACUCGUAUAUAGACAAUUGAGACGGAUUACAUUACCAAAUUCACUUAACCUUUUUCCAGCAAUGUAGAAAUGUAAGAUUAAAAAAGAAGGAAUAUUCCCCUUUCCCACAAAAUCCCCAAAAAAUUACAAAAAUGGAUGAAAACCAUGUUUAAGUUUAAGCUUCUUUUGGGAAAUCGAAAAAACCCUAAUUUCUGUUUACUUUUCACAAUUAAGUCAAUUUUUAGUGUAAAUUCCAUGGGAAUCCCCGCGAAUCCCAUUGGAAUUUCUCGCGCCUUUCGUACCUUUUGUAUUGUAAUAAGUGAAAACAAAGAAAACUAUGAGAAAAACAACAAUUACAACAACUUACAAAGCUAAUAAAUGUUACAUCAUAAUCCA
Messenger RNA from Drosophila persimilis, 981 nucleotides. RefSeq lists its product as uncharacterized. The coding region runs from base 267 to 437 and encodes 56 amino acids. The transcript is spliced from 2 exons. The record is from RefSeq and is a predicted model, not a curated record. Lineage: Eukaryota; Metazoa; Arthropoda; Insecta; Diptera; Drosophilidae.